AUGGCCGGCCCUCCUGUCCCCUUCUCCUCCCUGCCGCUCAACAAGUCCUUCGCCGCGGCGCGGCUCAACGCGUGGGGCGCCCACGGCGACACGGACGAGCUGGGCUUCCUCAACCGCCAAACGCCCGAGACCGUCGCCGCGGCCGCAUCCUCGGAGAUCAAGACGGGCGUGCGCGUGCCCCUGGACGCGCCUCUCGACUUUCAAGGCCAGAAACCCCUCUUCGGCCGCCAGGUCUUCAUCAAGGACGUGUACCAGAAGAAGCCGCGCAUCGUGCACGACGACACGUGGGCCUUCAACACGCAGUCCUCGACCCAGUGGGACGGCCUGCGGCACUUCGGGUACCAAAAGGCCGGGCGGUUCUACAACGACACCACGGUCGAGGACAUCGCGGGCACAUCGGCCAAGGGCGCGCAGAACCCCAACAUCCUGGGCAUCCACAAGGCCGUGGAGCGCGGGGGCGUCAUGGGGCGGGGCAUCCUCGUCGACUUCCGCCGGUGGAUGGAGGAAGGGCCCGGCAAGGAUAUCGUGGGCGACCAGUUCCGCCAGUUCCACACGUCGGCCAUCAAGUACAGUUGGAUCCAAGACGUGCUCAAGUGGCAAAAUGGGACCACGCCGCGGUUCGGCGACAUCCUGAUUGUGAGGUCCGGAUUUUUCAAGAGUUAUCGCGACAUGGUCGCCUCGCCGGAGGGGGAGGCCGAGGUCCAGCGGCUCACGUCCAUGUCUCCGCCCGGCCUGGGCGGCGUGGAACAGUCGGACGAGGUGCUCGAGUGGAUCUGGAACCACUUUUCGGCGGUCGCGAGCGAUCACCCGAGCUUUGAGCGCUGGCCGACCCCUUAUGACUGGAGUAUGCAUGAGGUGUUGUUGGCCGGGUGGGGGUGCAAUAUUGGCGAGCUGAUGGAUCUGGAAAAGUUGAGCGACGAGUGCAAGAGGCAGGGGAGGUGGAGUUUCUUUGUGGCCAGUGUGCCUUGUUAUGUGCCGGGCGGGGUGGCCAGUCCGGUCAAUGGCGUUGCCAUCUUUUAG
Molecule: messenger RNA, 1020 nt
Organism: Cladophialophora yegresii CBS 114405
Lineage: Eukaryota; Fungi; Ascomycota; Eurotiomycetes; Chaetothyriales; Herpotrichiellaceae
Exons: 1
Coding region: 1-1020 (339 amino acids)
Molecular function (GO): arylformamidase activity
Source: RefSeq, a predicted model, not a curated record